Talpa occidentalis (Iberian mole) is the source of this 3416-nucleotide messenger RNA. RefSeq names its product molybdenum cofactor synthesis 1 (gene MOCS1). Lineage: Eukaryota; Metazoa; Chordata; Mammalia; Eulipotyphla; Talpidae. Gene Ontology annotation, molecular function: 4 iron, 4 sulfur cluster binding; GTP 3',8'-cyclase activity; cyclic pyranopterin monophosphate synthase activity. Gene Ontology annotation, biological process: Mo-molybdopterin cofactor biosynthetic process. Bases 143 to 2041 code for a protein of 632 amino acids. The record is from RefSeq and is a predicted model, not a curated record. The transcript has 11 exons.
UUCUGGACUCACCCUGUACUAUUAGAGGAAAGAAUUUAGAACUUGGAAUGAGAAGCACCUGCAUUUGAAUUCUGGUUCUUCCAAAGGUGUUCUUGGACCCCAGCCCAGCCUUAGUUAGAAAACAUUCUUUGGAAACUUUAAGAUGCUUUUCAAAUGUGAUUUCUAUGGGGCAAUUAUCUCAUCAGCAUCUGUCAUGACUUGGGACCUCCAUGAGGAAAGAGAUGAGAUUAGAUCAAGCUUGGGAAAGAAUGAGGAGCUGUCCCAGAGGAGGCAGUUCCUACGCCAGCACGCAGCCCCCUUCUCCGACUUCCUCACCGACAGCUUUGGCCGCCAGCACAGCUACCUGCGGAUCUCCCUCACUGAGAAGUGCAACCUCAGAUGUCAAUACUGCAUGCCUGAAGAGGGUGUUCCAUUGACCCCCAAGGCUGAUCUGUUGACCACAGAGGAGAUCCUGACCCUAGCCCAGCUCUUUGUGAAAGAAGGUGUAGACAAGAUCCGGCUCACAGGCGGAGAGCCGCUCAUCCGGCCAGAUGUGGUGGACAUCGUGGCCCAGCUCCGCCAACUGGAAGGGUUAAGGACCAUCGGCGUCACCACCAAUGGUAUCAACCUGGCCCGGCUGCUGCCCCAGCUUCAGAAAGCUGGUCUCACUGCCAUCAAUAUCAGCCUGGACACGCUGGUGCCAGCAAAGUUUGAGUUCAUCGUCCGCAGGAAAGGCUUCCACAAGGUCAUGGAGGGCAUCCACAAGGCCAUUGAACUAGGCUACAGCCCUGUGAAGGUGAACUGUGUGGUAAUGAGAGGCCUGAACGAGGAUGAGCUCCUGGACUUUGUGGCCUUGACUGAGGGCCUCCCCCUGGACGUGCGCUUCAUAGAGUACAUGCCCUUUGAUGGCAACAAGUGGAACUUCAAGAAGAUGGUCAGUUACAAGGAGAUGCUGGAUACCCUCCGGCGCCGGUGGCCGGAGCUAGAGAAGCUGCCCAAGGAGGAAUCCAGCACAGCCAAGGCCUUUAAAAUCCCUGGCUUCCAAGGCCAGGUCAGCUUCAUCACGUCCAUGUCUGAGCAUUUUUGUGGGACCUGCAACCGGCUGCGCAUCACAGCUGACGGCAACCUCAAGGUCUGCCUCUUUGGGAACUCAGAGGUGUCUCUACGGGAUCACCUGCGGGCAGGGGCCCCCGAGGAGGAGCUGCUGAGAAUCAUCGGGGCUGCCGUGGGCAGGAAGAAACAGCAGCAUGCAGGCAUGUUCAAUAUUUCCCAGAUGAAGAACCGGCCCAUGAUCCUCAUCGAGUUAUUUUUGAUGUGCCAAGAUUCCCCACCAGCUAUUCCGAGCAUUUCCUCCUGGGACCCCGUCCGUUUUCAGGGUCUGAGACACAAAGUGAGUUUCUCCAACCAGAUGGCGACUUUGUGGAAAAGAUGCCGGGUCCCCCACACCACUCCCCUCGCCCAGUGGCAGCUGGGCUCCAUGUCCCCUCAGAGACACUGCAGCUCCCACCUAGAAUCAGAUUCUCACCCAGAGUGCCUUAGCCCUGAGUCCCGGGCUCCUGCCACCCCCUCAGGAUCCCUGCCGACCUCGGACCAACUGACCCAUGUGGACACGGAAGGACGGGCAGCCAUGGUAGAUGUGGGCAGGAAGCCAGACACAGAGCGAGUUGCUGUGGCCUCAGCGGUCGUCCUCCUGGGACCCGUGGCCUUCAAGCUCGUCCAACAGAACCAGCUAAAGAAGGGAGAUGCCCUGGUGGUGGCCCAGCUGGCAGGAGUCCAGGCGGCCAAGAUGACCAGUCAACUGAUUCCUCUUUGUCACCACGUGGCCCUGAGCCACAUCCAGGUGCGGCUGGAGCUGGACAGCACGCGCCAUGCUGUGGAGAUCCGGGCAUCGUGCCGGGCCCGGGGUCCCACUGGGGUGGAGAUGGAGGCUCUGACUUCAGCUGCUGUGGCUGCCCUCACCUUAUAUGACAUGUGCAAGGCUGUCAGCAGGGACAUUGUGUUGGGGGAGAUCAAGCUCAUUAGCAAGACAGGGGGUCAGCGGGGGGAUUUCCAUAGGGCUUAAAGCCCCCGCCCCCUCUUACUUCUAGCCCAGCCAAGUCAAGUGAUGGCGUGCAAUAUUGGCCAAGGGAAAGAUAGAUGUCAAGUUACUUUAAUUCUCUCACUGUUUACCUUCACCAAAAGGAGCUUGGGGUCAACCCAUUUUACUGCUAGAUGAACUGUAGUGACCUAUGAGGUUCCCUUUCAUUGGAGUGAAACCAGCAGGCCCUUCAGCUUUCCUGGACACUAAGGCCAUAGGAAGCGGUCACAAGGAGCAAUGCUAGAGAACUGGAAAAUCACUUAGUGUUGUUUUUGCACAGUUUCAGAUAGUCCAGCCCAUCACUUCCACUUCUCACUUAGGGUUUUCUCUACUUCUGCUUCCCUGGGGAGAGAAGGGCUCAUAAGCAGAGGAACCCACUUUGAGGAGGAAAAGCACAGCUUGCAUUUUAGAAUGUAUCAUUUCUCCUCUUGAGUGGCUUUGCCUUCCUAAAUUUGGGGUCACAACCACCUCCCCCCCCCAUUUCCCUCCUUGCCAUCAUAUGAGCCAGUGAUGCCUCCUUUUGCCUGAUUUGCAGGCUGUCACCUUCACACUUGCACCAUCCCGCCAGCUCCAUCCCUCAGCCUCCUCCUUGGGCGUGACCAGCCACGCCUCUCUCACACCCUCCCUGCUGCCCACUACCCCACCCCUUUAUUCUUGAACACAUCAGGGAAAGAAGAGAGCUGAAGGCUGCCUUCACCCUCACAGCACAUAAUAAAACUCUUGAUGCCAAUUUCAGAGAUGUGAUAAUGAGGCUGUGUCUGCGCAGCAGGCACCCCGCUGCAACAUUUCAUCCGCACCCCAAGGCCCAUCCCCUGGAAAAGACAGAAGAGAUGUUGUGAGGGCAUGUUCUCCAUAUGUCUGCCCCUCUUCCCUGUAGAAGGAAAUGCACCAUCUGUGGUGACGGCGUCAGGUGGGGGUAUCUGAGCUCAUGGCCCAAAUCACAGGUUAUCAGUGAACGGGGGUACACAUAGAGGCUGGACUUGUUGCUGGUUCUUUAAUGUGGCUCUAGUUUCAUUGGCACCCACUGCCUGCCAGCCCUGUCCGCAGGUGUGCUGGCAAAUAUUUAGCAACCAGCUCUUGGGAAAAGGAAGAGCCGAAUUCCAUGGCUGAUUUCAAGCUUCACAUGAGAUAAAUCCUUGAAAAUGUAACGACGGCCCCCCUCAGAACCGGCAUGAUUUGGCUUCAGCACCCAGCACACCCCAAGUCGCCCCAUGGCAAGAAGGCACAAGUUUCAAGGCAGGUUGGAUGGGGAUGGUAUGGAUUUAAUAUUUUUUAGUAUUACAAUAUAUUCUUAUAAAAAAGGUGCAGGUAAACAGGACUCCGCAGAUUUUGUACAUUAGCCUCCUUUGUCGUCUGAGAG